GCUUCACUAGCUGGCACUAUAUGACAGAGUUAUAAAAGAUAGAAAGAAAUGAGAGAGAGAGAGAGACAGAGAGACAGAGAGAGAGCGAGAGAGAGAGAGAGAGUGAGAGAGAGACAGAGAGACAGAGAGACAGAGAGACAGAGAGACAGAGAGACAGAGAGACAGAGAGACAGAGAGAGAGAGAGAGAGAGAGAGAGAGGAAAAUGCAGUGAUAGACAUUUUGGAAGCUAGAUCGAGAAAUAGUUUGGCAGAUGACCUCUGUCUACACACAAAGCUCACAUUUGUAACAUGUCAGUGUCUGAGGGAGGAUUUUGGUUUGAUUCGAUUCCUUCUGUAACUUUCGGUGACCUGAGAUGGCGACAUCUGUUCCUGACCUGCUACUGGCUAUUCUAGAGGAGCUGGUAGGAAACGAUCUGAAGACAUUUCACUGGUACCUGGCUCAGAGUGUACCAGAUGGCUUUCCUCUUAUCCCCAAGGGCCAUCUGGAGAACGCUGACAGGCAGGACACCGUGGAUACGAUGGUAAACACCUACGGCCACGAUGUAGCUAUGAAGAUCUCACUGGAGAUCCUGAGGAAGAUGAACCAGAAGGACCUCAGCAAGACGUUAACAGUGGAUCAGCAAGAGGCUGAGGUUGAGGUAGCAGCUGCCUCAAUUCGGGUUCCAGACUCUCCUGUCUACAUCACUUGUACAGCUCAGACUGGCGGCCAUGUUGUGGCCCCUUCGCUCUCCGGCUGCCACAUCGGGGGUCCAGUUCACUUCAACAUCAGAGUCAACUCAUUAGACGAAGAUCCCAUAGUUCCAUCUCAAGCUUCACCUGCCCAUUUUACCAUGUUUCCACCUGAACCUGUGAAUACAGAAGACAAUGAUGAACGAAUCGAGAGUUGUCAAAAGAAACUCAAACACAAUCUGCACAGUAGGUUCGUCAGUGUGUUUGAGGGACUGGCCAGCCACGGGAACAGAAAACUUCUCAACCAGAUCUACACAGAGCUCUACAUCACAGAGGCUGGAAGUACUGAGGUCAAUAGUGAACAUGAGGUGAGACAGAUUGAGACGGCAUCCAGAAGAACAGCCAUACAAGAAACACCAAUCCAAUGCAACGACAUCUUUCAGCCCUUCCUUGAUCAAUCCAUCAGAACUGUGCUGACGAAGGGAGUCGCUGGCAUCGGGAAAACCGUCUCAGUGCAGAAGUUCAUUCUGGACUGGGCAGAUGGAAAAGCCAAUCAAAAUCUCCAGUUGAUAUUCCCUCUUUCAUUUCGAGAGCUGAAUUUGGUCAGAAAGAAAAGAUGCAGUUUGAUCGAACUUCUCAAUGGCUUUUUUACGGAAACAAAAGAAACCGAGAUAUCAAACUACGACAAUUAUCAGGUGCUGUUUGUCUUUGAUGGUCUGGAUGAGUGUCGACUUCCUCUAGACUUCCAGAACAAUGACAUUCUGUUUAAAAUAACUGAGUCAACCUCAGUGGAUGUGCUGCUAACGAACCUCAUCAAGGGGAAUCUGCUUCCCUCCGCUCAACUUUGGGUAACCACCCGACCUGCAGCAGCCAAUCAAAUCCCUCCUGAGUGUGUUGACAAGGUGACAGAGGUAAGAGGGUUCAAUGACCCACAGAAGGAAGAGUACUUCAGAAAUAGAAUCAGCGAUGAGAACCUGGCCAGCAGAAUCAUCACACACAUAAAGACAUCAAGAAGCCUCUACAUCAUGUGCCACAUUCCCGUCUUCUGUUGGAUCUCAGCCAUUGUUCUGGAGAGAAAGCUGGAGAAAGCAGGGAGUGGAGAGAUGCCAAAGACCCUGACUCAGAUGUACUCACACUUCCUUGCUUUUCAGGAGAAAGACAUGGAUCUCAGGCUUCAGGGAAGAGGAACACCUGACCCUGACUGGAUGAGAAAGAGCAUCAUGUCCCUGGGAAAACUGGCUUUCCAACAACUGGAGAAAGGCAACCUGAUCUUCUAUGAGGAAGACCUGAGAGAGUGUGGCAUACACAUCGGCCAGGCAUCGGUGUACUCAGGAGUGUGUACUGAGAUCUUCAGUGAGGAACUGACCUUAUGCCAGGGAAAGGUGUUCUGCUUUGUUCAUCUCAGUAUUCAGGAGUUUCUGGCUGCCCUGUAUGUGUUUCUCACAUUCAUCAACGACAACGUGAAUCUAUUAGCCAAACAGCAAUCAUUUCUGAGACGUUUUCCAUUCGGAAAUUCAUCCUCAACCAGCUUCUACAAAGCAGCAGUUGACAAGGCCUUACAGAGUGAGAAUGGACACCUGGACCUGUUCCUCCGCUUCCUUCUGGGCCUCUCACUGGAGUCCAAUCAGAUUCUCCUACGAGGCUUGCUAACUCAGAAAACAAGUAGAUCACAGACCAACAAGGAAUCGGUCAAGUACGUGAAGGAGAAGAUCAAGGAGAAUCCCUCUCCAGAGAGAUGCAUCAAUCUGUUCCACUGUCUGAAUGAACUGCAUGACCAUUCUCUAGUGGAGGAGAUCCAAAGCUACCUGGGCUCAGGAACUCUCUCUAGGGCCAAACUCUCACCUGCACAGUGGUCAGCUCUGGUCUUUGUGUUGCUGACUUCAGAAGAGGAGCUGGAUGAGUUUGAGCUGAAGAAAUACUCCAGAUCAGAGGAGGGUCUUCUGAGACUGCUGCCAGUGGUCAAAGCCUCCAGAACAGCCCUACUGAAUCGAUGCAAACUCACAGAGAGAUGCUGUGAAGCGUUGGCCUCAGCACUCAGCUCACACUCCUCACACCAGAGAGAGCUGGACCUGAGUCACAACGACCUACAGGAUUCAGGAGUGAAGCUUCUCUCUGCUGGACUGGCAAGUCCACAGUGUAAACUGGAAACGUUAAGACUGAGGCGAUGCAAACUCACAGAAAGAUGCUGUAAAGCGUUGGCCUCAGCUCUCAGCUCAAACUCUUCACACAUGAGAGAGCUGGACCUGAGUGACAACAACCUGCAGGAUUCAGGAGUCAUGCUGCUCUCGGCAGGACUGGGCAGUCCGCACUGUAAACUGCAGGUUGUAAGGUUGUCACUUUGUAGUGUCACAGAGGAAGGCUGUGCUUUGCUAGCCUCCUCUCUCAAUUCCAACCCCUCACACCUGAGAGAGCUGGACUUGAGCUAUAAUUACCCAGGAGACUCGGGAGUGAAGCUUCUCUCUGCUGUACUGGAAGAUCCACACUGUAAACUUGAGAAACUUAGUGUGGAGUGCUGUGCUGAGUUCAGGAUCAGACCAGGACCACAGAGAUAUGCCUGUGAACUCACACUGGACCCAAACACAGCACACAAAGAACUCUCGCUGUCUGAGGAGAACAGGAAGGUGACGCGAGGGAAAGAGCAGCCGUUUCCUGAUCACCCAGAGAGAUUUGACUACUGGAGGCAGGUGCUGUGUCGGGAAGGUCUGGAUGGGCGCUGCUAUUGGGAGGCAGAGUGUAGUGGGAGGGCCCUGAUGGGAGUAUCUUACAGAGGGAUCAGCAGGAGAGGAGAGGGACAUGACUGCUGGUUGGGACGAAACGCUGUGUCCUGGAGUCUGAACUGCUCUAAUGACAGUUACACAGCCUGGCACAACGACAAGAGCACUGGCAUAACCACCCCCUCUCUCUCUAACAGAGUAGGAGUGUAUCUGGACUGGCCGGCCGGCACUCUGUCCUUCUACAGUGUCUCCUCUAACACACUGACCCACCUGCACACGUUCCACUCCACGUUCACUGAGCCCCUCUAUCCAGGGUUUAGGCUAGGCUGGGUGGACUCGUCCGUGUCCUUGUGUCAGGUGGAAUAGGCUCCCUGGAGAAACACCGGAGAUUUCAGGGAGAUUUACACUCAUGUAUUUGUGUGUAACAUAGUUUAGAAAGGGAUUAUAUUAAAGGGAUAUUUUACAGUUGCUACAUCUAUUUUUAGACUUUUAAAUUAGUUAUAUAUACCCAAUGAUUAUUGAAGAUUAUAAACCGGGUGGUUCGAGCACUGAAUGCUGAUUGGCAGAAAGCCAUUGUUUAUCAGACCGUAAACCACAGGUAUGACAGAAAAAUACUUGUUUACUGUUCUAAUUACAUUGGUAAGAAGUUUAUAAUACCAAUAAGGCGGGUCUGUGGUAUAUGACGCAACUCCUCGUUGCGUUGUGCUUUAAAACAGCCCAUAGCCAUGUAAUAUUGGCCAUAUACCACACCACCUCAGGCCGUAUUGCUUAAAUAUAACUUAUAGAUAGAUGCCUCAUAUAGAUAGAUGCCUUCUUCAAUUGUCAGAAACCAAGAAUAUGAUCUUGUUUUACUCCUUUGUUUGUGAACAAUGCAAAUAUAAACAAACACUGUAUAUCCUCAAAACGUGGUUAAAACUACACUGAACAAAAAUAUAAACAGAACAUUAAAGUGUUGGUCCCAUGUUUCAUGAACUGAAAUAACAAAUCCCAGAAAUGUUCUAUGCGCACAAAAAGCUUAUUUCUCUCAUUUGUUUUGCACAAAUUCGUUUACAUCCCUGUUAGUGAGCUUUUCUCAUUUGCCAAGAUAAUCCAUCCACCUGACAGGUGUGGCAUAUCAAGAAGCUGAAUAAACAGCAUGAUCAUUACACAGGUGCACCUUGUGCUGGGAACAAUAAAAGGCCACUUUAAAAUGUGCCGUUUUGUCACACAACACAAUGCCACAGAUGUUUUGAGGGAGUGUGCAAUGGACAUGCUGACUGCAGGACUGUCCACCAGAGCUGUUGCCAGAGAAUUGAAUGUUCAUUUCUCUACCAUAAGCUUCCUCCAACAUCGUUUUAGAGAAUUUGGCAGUACGUCCAAUCAGCUUCACAACCGCAGACCACGUGUAACCACGCCAGCCCAGGACCUCCACAUCAACCUUACUGAUUUCCUUAUUUGAACUGUAACUCAGUACAAUCUCAUAUUUUUGUUCAGUAUAUCAUCUUGAUAGCAUGGAUGUUCAGUCCCUGUAUCCAUAGCUCCAUCCAUGAGUUCGGUUGGUAAUAUUUCUCUAGCCCCACCCCUCAGCUGUAUACCAAAUUAGUGGCGGGAUAGCCACUCUGUCUUUCAAACUGCAGAUUGCCCCUUUAACUGAUAACCUUUAAAUCUGUAUCCACAUUUGUGCUUGAAGCACUCUAGACCUAACUGAUAAUGAUUAAGGUCCAUUCAGGUGAUGAUGAAUGUGAUGAUAUUUAUCGAUACAUGAAUGACAAUCGGAUUAAAGUACAGACUUUUAAACAA
Oncorhynchus nerka (sockeye salmon) is the source of this 5162-nucleotide messenger RNA. RefSeq names its product NACHT, LRR and PYD domains-containing protein 12-like. The record is from RefSeq and is a predicted model, not a curated record. NCBI's taxonomy places the organism in Eukaryota, Metazoa, Chordata, Actinopteri, Salmoniformes, Salmonidae. Gene Ontology annotation, biological process: intracellular signal transduction. The transcript has 9 exons. Bases 354 to 3749 code for a protein of 1131 amino acids. Gene Ontology annotation, molecular function: protein binding.